This is a messenger RNA of Alternaria rosae, 916 nucleotides long. Its product is annotated as 40S ribosomal protein S11. Lineage: Eukaryota; Fungi; Ascomycota; Dothideomycetes; Pleosporales; Pleosporaceae. Gene Ontology annotation, molecular function: structural constituent of ribosome. Gene Ontology annotation, biological process: translation. The transcript has 4 exons. The coding region runs from base 54 to 533 and encodes 159 amino acids. Gene Ontology annotation, cellular component: cytosolic small ribosomal subunit; ribosome. The record is from RefSeq and is a predicted model, not a curated record.
UUGCGAUCCUAGAGCAACACCGAAAGCUCGACAAUACCACCCGACCCGCAACCAUGGCGACCGAACUCACUGUCCAGUCGGAGCGCGCUUUCCAGAAGCAGCCUCACAUCUUCCUCAACCACAAGGUCGGCGGACCCCGCAAGAACACCCGCGCCAGGAGAUGGUACAAGGACGUUGGUCUGGGCUUCCGUACGCCCAAGACCGCCAUUGAGGGUACCUACAUCGACAAGAAGUGCCCAUUCACCGGCAUGGUCUCCAUCCGUGGCCGUAUCCUUACCGGAACUGUCAUGUCCACCAAGAUGCACCGCACCUUGAUUAUCCGCCGUGAAUACCUUCACUUCAUCCCCAAGUACUCCCGUUACGAGAAGCGCCACAAGAACCUCGCCGCACACGUCUCCCCCGCUUUCCGUGUCGAGCCCGGUGACCAGGUCGUCGUUGGCCAGUGCAGGCCCCUCUCCAAGACCGUCCGCUUCAACGUCCUCCGUGUCCUCCCCCGAAAGGGAAAGGCUGCUAAGCAGUUCAACAAGUUCUAAGUGCAUAGAAAAGGGAUGGUGUAACGGUUCAUGAUCAGCAACGGAAAGAAACUUGGUUGAGGCGGAGUGUGACGGCUUUCGAUAUAGUCGUCAAAAUUCGGCAUCAAGGAUUGAGGUAUCGGAGUCCCAUGGGCCAUGUAUGUUUCUUCAGCUACGAUCAAUGAAAGUCCUCGAGUGGUCAAACAGCCACCGAGGCGGGUCAAAAGUCCAUUGCUGUUCAUGCUGCAGCGUGAUGGAUCUUGGUACAUGUGUUUGCGUUGGGAACCCUGGCGAUUAGUGACUACAUCACAUCACGUCUUGCUGCACCUUGAGAUGUCCCUGGUCCAAGUCGUGAGAAAAGACAAAACAUGAACGCGUCUAGCACACAUUAACAUUACAUCACU